Lodderomyces jiufengensis is the source of this 1284-nucleotide messenger RNA. RefSeq names its product zuotin (gene ZUO1). Gene Ontology annotation, biological process: regulation of translational fidelity; 'de novo' cotranslational protein folding. Bases 1 to 1284 code for a protein of 427 amino acids. Gene Ontology annotation, molecular function: Hsp70 protein binding; ribosome binding. The transcript has a single exon. The record is from RefSeq and is a predicted model, not a curated record. Lineage: Eukaryota; Fungi; Ascomycota; Pichiomycetes; Serinales; Debaryomycetaceae. Gene Ontology annotation, cellular component: cytosol.
AUGUCAAUAGUUUUACCAUCAGGAAGUGUUGAAAGAUUCAAAGCCGUUGGAAAAUAUUCAACUCCAAACCGUCGUCCAAUUGAACCAGUUGGUCGUUAUUUUUUAGCUCAUGCAUCAAGAACUCUUAGAGGUCAUACAUGGUCAGAAUUUGAAAAAUUAGAAGCAGAAAAAAAUGUUAAACAAAUAGAAACAAAUGAAGAUGAAGAUUUAGGAGAUGAAGAACAAAGUGAAGAAUUAUUAGAUCAUGAUCCAAGAGAAUGGAAAACUGCUGAUUUAUAUGCGGUAUUAGGAUUAUCACAUUUAAGAUAUAAAGCAAAUGAAGAUCAAAUUAGAAGAGCUCAUAGAAAACAAGUCCUUAAGCAUCAUCCAGAUAAGAAAUCUGCGAGUGGUGGAUUAGAACAUGACUCUUUUUUCAAAAUUAUUCAAAAGGCAUUUGAAAUUAUGUUAGAUCCAAUUAAAAGAAAACAAUAUGAUUCAGUUGAUACUUUAAAAGAUCCACAACCACCAUCUGCUAAAUCCAAAUACGAUUUUUUUGAAGUAUGGACACCGAUUUUUGAAAGUGAAAGUAGAUUUUCAACAAAACAACCAGUUCCAUUAUUAGGUAAACCCGAUGCAUCAAAGGAAGAAGUUGAUAAAUUUUAUAAUUUUUGGGGUAAAUUUGAUUCAUGGAAAACUUUUGAAUUUAAAGAUGAAGAUGUUCCAGAUGAUACUGCAAAUAGAGAUCAUAAACGUUAUAUAGAAAGAAAAAAUAUAGCAGCAAGAAAAAAAUUUAAACAAGAAGAUAAUAAAAGAGUUAUUGAAUUAGUUGAAAGAGCAUAUGCAGAAGAUCCAAGAAUUAAAAAGUUUAAAGAAGAAGCUAAAAAAGCAAAAGCUGCUAAAAAAUGGGAUAAAGAAGCUGAUUCAAGAAAAGCUGCUGAAGAAGCUGCUGCAAAAAAAGCAGCAGAAGAAGCAGCAGCAAAAAAAGCAGCAGAAGAAGCUGCUUCAGCUAAAGCAGAUUCUAAAAAGGCAAAAGAAGCUGCUAAAGCCGCUAAAAAGAAAAAUAAAAGAAAUAUUAGAGCUGCUGCUAAAGAUAAUGAUUAUUUUGGUGAUUCUUCUAAACAAGCUGAAAUUGAUUCUGAUUUAGAAUUAAUUAUUGAAAAAUUUGAUGAUGUUAAAUUAGGAGAAGUUGCAAAUAGAUUAAAAGAUAGUGAUGCAUUAUCUGCUAAAAACAUAAUAAAUGAUGCAGCUAAAGAAUUAAUAAAUGGUGGUUCUUUACAAGCUAGUUAUUUGAAAUAUUUUAAUUAA